UUGUAAAGAAUCAUUACAAAUCACUCUAUAUAAAUCAGUGAUUUUUAUUUUGUUUCAUUAUUCUCCUGGUUGCUGUUCUCUUGUUUUGCCUGUCCAAUGAAAGAUGCAAUUGAAAAUGAAAUUCUUAUCAUCAUUUUUGUUGUUGGCUAUGUUAGCGUUCGUCUAUACCGAUGAUGAAUCGAGUAAAAAUUCAACAACAACAGCAAUAGAAAUGGAUAAUAAUAGCCAAAAAGUGAUUGAUGAAAGUAAUCGUUUGAUAAAAAAAGCUGAACUACUACGUCAAUUACAUCAUGCAAUUUCCUAUCAACAAUAUAAACAACUUGGUGAUCAAUGUAAUAAGAUUCGUAAUUUGAUACAUUUAACACAAACGGCUAAAAAUCAAUUGGAAUUUGAUGGUGCUAUCAAAGAAUUGGAAAAUGAAAAUCAAAGUUUAAAAGAUUAUUUAAGCCAUUUUCCCGAUAUUCCUGAUGAUUAAUUUAAUGUUUAUUUUACAAUGAUUUUGUUUAUUUUUUUCGAUCAAUUUUGAAAUUUUAAUCAAGGAAAAAAACCCUUAUACCCAAUAA
Molecule: messenger RNA, 563 nt
Organism: Dermatophagoides pteronyssinus (European house dust mite)
Lineage: Eukaryota; Metazoa; Arthropoda; Arachnida; Sarcoptiformes; Pyroglyphidae
Source: RefSeq, a predicted model, not a curated record